Messenger RNA from Sesamum indicum (sesame), 3766 nucleotides. NCBI's taxonomy places the organism in Eukaryota, Viridiplantae, Streptophyta, Magnoliopsida, Lamiales, Pedaliaceae. The record is from RefSeq and is a predicted model, not a curated record.
GAUCGGUAUAAAUACUUUAUGCUCUUCUUCCCCUUCCCCGAGAAGUCAGUGGCAAUUACGCAAUUACAGUAAAAGUGAUGGGCAACAAUUGAAACCUAUGAUAGUAUAUGGUGUGAUUGUAGCAAGCAAACAGACGAACAGCAGGGGCUCCGUAGUUGGGAGACAUCAAGCGCAACACCGAGCCCCACACCCAGCAAGAGGCCCGCCGCCAUGUUUUGGUCUUCGGAGGUGUAGCGAAAAAGCUUCGGGAUCAAUUCAUAGUUGGAGAGCUUCGGAAUCAAUUCAUACUUGGAGGGCUGCCGAAUCAAUUGAUAAUCAAAUUUAAUAUGCUGCAUUUGCUUAUGGAGCGGUUUCAAUGGAAUUUUCGGUUUACACAAGGAAAUGUUAUUGUCCUUUAUUAAUCGAGCUUAAUUCUUUCCUUUUCCCACACUUCCCCUUCUCCUAAUAUGCUGUAGCUGGUCCAUUAUAUUUUUGGGAAGAGAAAGGGAAACCUAGACUGGUUCACUGCUAGUUUGGGAAUCUGAGAUUGUGUACCAAGUUAGAUGGAUUUGACAAAAAAGGAUGUUGACACUGAAAAGGUAAGGGACUUACAAAAUGGUCAUGUUUUGCUAAAAGAAGGACAGCCUUCUUCGGGGAGCAGAAGUCCUAUGGGCGUUAGCCCUAUGAAGAAGAGUCUUGAGGGUAAAGAUGCUCUGUCAUAUGCCAACAUACUCCGCUCUAGGAAUAAGUUUGUGGAUGCACUUGCCGUCUACGAGACUGUGUUGGAGAAGGAUGCUGAAAAUGUUGAAGCUUAUAUUGGCAAAGGGAUUUGCCUGCAGAUGCAGAACUUGGGGAGGCUUGCGUAUGAAAGUUUUGCUGAAGCCGUUAGGUUGGAACCACAAAAUGCAUGUGCUCUCACACAUUGCGGUAUCUUAUAUAAAGAUGAGGGUCGACUGGUGGAGGCAGCUGAGAUGUAUCAGAAAGCUCUAAAGGCUGACCCAUCUUACAAGCUUGCAGCAGAAUGCCUGGCAAUUGUUUUAACGGAUCUUGGAACUAGCUUAAAGCUUGCUGGUAAUACUCAGGAGGGAAUUCAGAAGUACUAUGAAGCUAUCAAAAUUGACCCUCACUAUGCUCCGGCUUAUUAUAACCUUGGCGUUGUCUAUUCGGAAAUGAUGCAAUAUGACACAGCCCUUAAUUGCUAUGAAAAAGCUGCAAUAGAGAGGCCCAUGUAUGCAGAAGCAUAUUGCAACAUGGGUGUUAUCUACAAAAAUCGUGGGGAUUUGGAGUCAGCUAUUGCCUGUUAUGAAAGGUGUUUAACUGUCUCACCAAACUUUGAGAUUGCAAAAAAUAACAUGGCCAUUGCCUUAACAGAUUUAGGCACAAAGGUUAAAUUGGAGGGUGAUAUUAACCAGGGCGUUGCAUAUUACAAGAAAGCUCUCUAUUAUAAUUGGCACUACGCUGAUGCCAUGUACAAUCUUGGUGUUGCUUAUGGAGAAAUGCUGAAGUUUGACAUGGCAAUUGUCUUUUAUGAACUUGCAUUCCACUUCAAUCCCCAUUGUGCAGAGGCAUGUAACAAUUUAGGGGUGAUAUACAAGGAUCGUGACAACCUUGAUAAAGCAGUAGAGUGUUACCAGAUGGCUUUAUCAAUCAAACCUAACUUUUCCCAGUCAUUAAACAAUCUUGGAGUUGUUUACACAGUCCAGGGUAAAAUGGAUGCUGCUGCUAGCAUGAUUGAGAAAGCUAUUGUUGCAAAUCCGACUUAUGCCGAAGCAUAUAAUAAUUUAGGGGUCCUCUACAGAGAUGCUGGGAACAUAUCUCUUGCAGUUGAAGCAUAUGAGCAGUGCCUUAAAAUAGAUCCUGACUCUCGCAAUGCAGGCCAGAAUCGAUUGCUCGCAAUGAACUACAUAAAUGAGGGUACUGAUGAUAAAUUGUAUGAGGCUCACAGAGACUGGGGUAGACGCUUCAUGCGGUUAUUUCCACAGUAUACUUCCUGGGACAACAUUAAGGAUCCAGAAAGGCCGCUUGUUAUUGGAUAUGUCUCCCCUGAUUAUUUUACUCAUUCCGUAUCAUAUUUUAUUGAAGCGCCGCUUAUAUAUCAUGACUACGCAAAUUAUAAGGUGGUUGUCUAUUCAGCAGUUGUGAAGGCAGAUGCAAAAACUAAUAGAUUCAGAGAGAGAGUCUUGAAGAACGGUGGAACAUGGAGGGACAUUUACGGGAUUGAUGAGAAAAAGGUGGCAAGCAUGGUCCGAGAAGACAAAAUUGAUAUCUUGGUGGAACUUACUGGUCAUACUGCAAACAACAAGUUGGGAAUGAUGGCUUGCCGGCCUGCACCUGUUCAGGUGACGUGGAUUGGCUACCCUAAUACAACUGGUUUGCCAACCAUUGAUUACAGGAUAACUGAUGCAUUGGCUGACCCGCCUGAUACGAAACAGAAGCAUGUUGAAGAAUUAGUUCGAUUACCCAAUUCAUUUCUGUGUUACACACCUUCCCCUGAAGCAGGGCCAGUGUGUCCAACUCCUGCUUUAUCUAAUGGCUUUGUUACUUUCGGUAGCUUCAACAAUCUUGCAAAGAUAACACCCAAAGUUCUGCAAGUCUGGGCAAGGAUUCUAUGUGCCGUUCCAAAUUCUCGGCUUAUUGUGAAGUGUAAGCCUUUUUGCUGUGACAGCGUAAGACAGCAAUUUCUUUCAACACUGGAGAAGUUGGGAUUGGAAUCACUGCGCGUUGAUCUUCUGCCUCUAAUUCUUCUCAACCAUGAUCAUAUGCAAGCAUAUUCCUUAAUGGACAUCAGCUUGGAUACUUUUCCUUAUGCGGGGACAACUACCACAUGUGAGUCUCUGUACAUGGGAGUGCCAUGUGUCACUAUGGGAGGUUCUGUGCACGCCCAUAAUGUUGGUGUAAGUCUCCUCAAGACAGUUGGGUUAAGCAACCUUGUUGCCAAGAAUGAAGAUGAAUAUGUAGAGAUGGCUCUGCAGUUGGCCUCUGAUAUUACUGCCCUCUCAAACUUGAGAAUGAAACUAAGGGAUCUCAUGAUUAAGUCUCCUCUUUGUGAUGGAUCUGAAUUCACUCAACACUUGGAGUCAGCAUACAGGAAUAUGUGGUGGCGGUAUUGUAAGGACGACGUUCCAUCUUUGAGGCGCAUGGAGAUGGCACAACUGCAACCGCAACAGCAGCUUCAUUCACUACAAGCAGUUCCAGAGGGGCUUGCUGUAAGGUUAGGUGAACCCACAAAAAAUAUUUCUAGAGAUGGUCUGCUUGCGCCAGUUAAGGCUAACGGAUUUAACCUGGGGCAGUCUUCCUCAUUGAGUACUUCACAUAGAGAUGAGAAUGGGUCAUGUUGAGUCAAAACUGCAACUCGGGCAAAUUGGGUUGGUGUUAGUUGGUCGGAUGAUUCAUCAAACUAAGGUCCCUGGAGAAUGAUUAAUGAUCCAGUGCAUCAGGUAGUUGUAUUAGCCAGCAGCAAGUUUCUGUAAUCCAUGGUUGAGGCCCUUUGUACCAUAUAUUUGAUGGGGCUUUACAUGGUAGAUUGGGAUGACUUGGCUUGGCAGAUUUGUCUACUCUUGCAGCACUAAGGCUGAAAUUGUUUUGGGAGCAGGAUAUUGGAAGUAGUCUAGGAAGUAUUGAAAUAUGUAUUUGAUCAAGAUAAAAUCUAGUGGAGAAGCAAGAAAGGGUAGUGCUAUGGGCUUGUAUUAGGAAUGAUCUCUACCCCUUGGGUCAUAAUGGGGUUUUUGCAAUAUAAGGAAUGAUGCUAUUGUUGUGGAAUUUAGUUUAUAGAAGGGCAAUUUGUGUA